AAGCCAAAAAAAAGAAAAAGUGUAUGUGAUGCAUGGUUUAUAUCCAUGUUUACUCUGUAGUCGUCCUCUCUGUCUUUGUGGCUGUCGAUCAGCAGAAUACUGUGAAACAAUGACAGAUGUAUCACACAGACCCACUCAUAAAAACAUUGGUCCAUACUCCUCCUAGUGGCUUAAAACUCCACAAGGUACCUUUCAUUUUAUUUCUGAAUAAACCCAUUACAAGGUCUGGAUGCGCUCAACUCAUUAAACUCAGACCACCUAAGACCUGUCUCAGGCCGUUUGUCAAUAAGCUCCAGUGUUAAAAUUCAAGCAAUCAGAUUGCAUACACUAACCCGAGUGGUUGCACACGUGAGCUUUAGUGAGAGUUUUAAGAAACACAAAUAGAAAUACAGAAGUUGAUAUGAAGCCAUUUUGGAUAACCUUCUGUGCAUAGUUUCUGAGCCCAGAACCAGCUGCUGACAUCUUCCACAUCAGCUACAGUGUGGGAAUAAUCUGCCGUCCUCUGUUUGUAUCCAGUCUGAUGUAGAUAGUAGUCAGCCGCAGGCAGUCACUACACCUGGGCAGGACACAGGAAGUGGUCCACAGUCAACUGCAUCAACAGCCGAAGCUUCCUGUAGUAACGCUGCCAUGGGCGGAUCGGACACCCCCGGUGAGGAGCAGAGUUCUGGUGGUAAAAAGGUGGUGAGGAUUGUAAGAAGAGUUGUUAGACGUGUGGUUCCCUCCGGGACGGAGGAGCAGAACCAGCCCGCUGGUCCUGAGGCUGCCAGGCCUGUACCCAAACCCACUAAAGCUGCUGGGGAGGACAAGGAUGACAUCUCCAGGGGCCUGACCAGCCUAAUGGGCAGAAGUCGCACCAAGGAGCACCGGCCUCGCACCCGCACCCAGGACCGCAAGGAGGACCUGAAAGAAGAGGAGAAAGAACAAGUGGAGGAAGAGGAGGAAAAACCUACAGGGGAAAAAACAGAGGAGGUCGAAUCCACACCUGCGCCUACACCUAUGUCACCACCAAACCCUGCUCCACCAAAGUCUAACCCCCUCACCACUCCAGGUGGAUUCAUCCCUCCACCCAAACCGGACCCUUUGGCCCCGCCUGCUGGUUUUGUCCCUGUCUCCAGACAGAAUCUCUUGAGUCCUCCGCCUGGUUUCAUUCCUGCCAGAAAAUCCAGUCCUCUGCCGCCAAAACAGAAUCCCCUUGCAAGACCUCCAGGAUUCAUCCACGUCCCAAAGACAGACCCCCUGGCUCCCCCCGCAGGGUUCAUCCCAAAGCCUCGUACAUUCGCUGUAAAGAAACCGGAGGUGAAGGAGACAUCUUGUCCCCCCGUGGUCCUCACUGGUAAGCCGUCUCUUGUCGUUCUGCCCCAGGCCCAGUCUGCACCCAAACAACAGGUCCCAGAGCUGAUCCCGUCCGAGGAGGAUUACAAGCGUGUGAAGAGGAUCUUCACCGUCAACGGCAGCGAUUCCAAGCUGGUUGAAGACCCUGUGGCCAUCCUCCAGGCAGCGCACUCCGCUGCAGCGAAGGGAAAGACUGAGGAGCAGAUCACAGCAGAGAGAGCCUGGUAUAACACCGACAAAGUAUGGCUCGUCCACAAGGAUGGAUUUUCUUUGGCAACUCUCCUGAAGACAGAGGCAGGCAGUCUGCCAGAGGGGAAGGUGAAAAUCCGCCUGGAGAGUGACGGAUCUUUAUUGGAUGUGGAUGAAGACGAUGUAGAGAAGGCAAACCCUCCAAUGUUCGACCGAGUUGAGGACCUGGCCUCUCUGCAGUAUCUGAACGAGUCGAGUGUGAUGCACUCUCUGCGGCAGCGGUACGGCGGCAACCUGGUGCACACCCACGCUGGGCCGAACAUGGUGGUCAUUAACCCCAUUAGUGCCCCCUCAAUGUACUCUGAGAAGGUAAUGCAAAUGUUCAAGGGCUGCAGGAGGGAGGACACUGCCCCUCACAUUUACAGCAUGGCGCAGUCUGCCUAUAGAAACCUCCUGACAACUCGCCAGGAUCAGUCCAUUGUGUUGCUGGGUAAGAGCGGCAGUGGCAAGACCACCAACUGUCAACACAUCAUCCAGUACCUGAUUACCAUCGCUGGCAGCACCAACAAAACCUUCUCCACAGAGAAAUGGCAGGCAGUCUACACUGUUCUGGAGGCGUUUGGAAAUGCCUCCACCUGUAUGAACGGGAACGCUAGUCGCUUCUCUCAUAUUGUUUCCUUGGACUUCGACCAGGCGGGUCUGGUGACCUCAGCCUCUAUCCAGACCAUGCUGCUGGAGAAGAUGAGGGUGACCAGAAGACCAGAGGGAGAGUCCACUUUCAAUGUCUUUUACUACCUGAUGGCUGGAGUAGACAGCUCUCUCAGAACUGAGCUGCACCUCAACCACUUUGCUGAGAACAAUGCUUUUGGAAUCCUGCCUCAGACAAAGACUGAAGAUAAGCAGCGCGCCUCCCAGCAGUUUUCUAAGCUCCAAGCAGCCAUGAAGGUUCUGGGGAUCAGUGGUGAUGAGCAAAGAGCCUUCUGGCUCGUCCUCGGGGCCAUUUACCAUCUGGGAGCUGCCGGAGCUACUAAAGCUGGCAGGAAACAAUUUGCACGUCAUGAGUGGGCCCAGAAGGCAGCCUACCUGCUGGGCUGCACCCUGGAGGAGCUCUCCUCCUCCAUCUUCAAGCACCAGGCCAAGGGCACCCUGCCCAGAGCCAGCACCAUCCGCCAGGCUUCUGACGAAAAUGGCACAGCAGAUGCAGGAUCCAAGGCAACAGCCAUGGAGUGUUUAGAAGCUGUAGCAUCUGGGCUUUACUCUGAACUCUUCACUAUCCUCAUCUCUUUAAUAAACCGGGCCUUGAAAUCCAGCCAGAACUCCCUGUGCUCGCUGCUCAUCGUGGACACACCAGGCUUUCAAAACCCCAGGCUGGCGAAGCGUGAGUGCGGCGCAACCUUUGAGGACCUCUGCCACAACUACACUCAGGAGCGUCUGCAAACCCUCUUCUACCAGCGCACCUUUGUUCAGGAGUUGGAGAGAUACAAAGAAGAGAACAUAGAGCUGGCUUUAGACGACUCAGAGCCCAGCACAUCUCUCUCUGUGGCAGUGGUAGACCAAGCCUCAAGCCAAGCGCUGGUGCGGACAGUUCGGACAGAGGAGGCACGUGGGCUGUUGUGGCUGAUGGAGGAGGAGGCACUGCAGCCAGGGGGGUCAGAGGAAACACUGUUGGGACGUCUCUUCAGCUACUAUGGACCUGCUGAGGGCGAGAGCAAAGGUCACACUUUCCUCUUGAAGAGUGAAAAGGAAAAGCAUUUCCUGCUUGGUCACAGUCAUGGGACCGACUGGGUGGAGUACGACGUCUUUGGGUGGCUGAACUACGCCAAGCAGAAUCCUGCCUCUUCCAACGCUACGAGCCUCCUGCAGGACUCCCAGAAGAAGAUCAUCAGCUCACUGUUCAUGACCCGAGCGGCUGGAGCCACCGUUUUGUCCGGUUCCAUUGCAGGUCUUGAAGGUGUUUCCCAGCUGUCCUUGCGACGGGCCACCAGCAUGAGAAAGACCUUCUCCACUGGGGUGGCUGCUAUCAAGAAGAAGUCCUUGUGCAUCCAGAUAAAGCUUCAAGUGGACGCUCUCCUUGACAUGGUGCGCAGGUCCAGGAUUCACUUUGUUCACUGCCUCUUACCCAAAGCAGACGCCCUGAAGGCUCUGAGUGGAUCCCUGUACAAAGGAGGGGAAUGUGAGGCUCAGGGGGAGAGCGGAGAUCCUGGUUUAAUGCAGCUAGAUGUAGCUUUGCUCCGCGCUCAGCUGCGUGGCUCCAAGCUGCUCGAUUCUCUCCGGAUCUACAGGCAAGGUUACCCUGAUCACAUGGUGUUUUCUGAGUUUCGGCGGCGCUUUGAUGUGCUGGCGCCGCACCUCACCAAGAAGCACGGGAGGAAUUACAUAGUGAAGGACGAGAGGAGAGCUGUGGAGGAGCUACUGGAGUCCUUGGACCUGGAGAAGAGCAGCUACCACAUGGGUCUGAGCAGAUUGUUUUUCAGAGCUGGCACUUUGGCUAAGCUGGAGGAACAGAGGGAUGAGCAGACCAAGCGUAAUCUCACCCUGUUCCAAGCUGCCUGUAGAGGCUACCUGGCACGGCAGGCCUUCAAGAAAAGAAAGAUUCAGGAUCUCGCCAUCCGUUGCAUCCAGAAAAACAUCCAGAAGAACCGCGGUGUGAAAGACUGGCAAUGGUGGAAGCUGUUCACCACAGUCCAGCCCCUCAUUAAGGUCCAGCUCACCGAGGAUCAGAUGCGAGGGAAAGAUGAGGAGAUACAGCUGCAGAAGUCGAAGCUCGAGAGGGUGGAGAAAGAACGAAACGAGCUGAGACUGAACACGGAUCGAUUGGAGAGCAGGAUCUCAGACUUGUUGGCAGAGCUUGCUGACGAGAGAAGCACCAGUGAGUCAGCAUCCCAGUUACUGGAGACGGAGACUUCAGAGAGACUGCACCUGGAGAAGGACAUGAAGGAUUUACAGGUUAAGUUUGACGCCAUGAAGAAACAAUUAGAAUCACAGGAGAUGGAGGUGAUGGAAGCUCGACUCAUGAAAACAUCGGAGCUCAAUGGGGAGAUGGACGACGACGAUGAUGAUGCUGGAGGCGAGUGGAGGAUAAAAUACAACCGAGCCAUUCGUGAAAUGGACUUCACCAAGAAGAAGCUCCAGCAGGAGUUUGAUGACAAGCUGGAGACAGAGCAACAGAGCAAAAGACAUCUUGAGAGAAGGCUGGCUGACUUGCAGACAGAUAAUGAGGAUGUGCAGCGCUUUGUGCAGCAGCUGAAGAAGAAGUCCCAGAAACUGACGGCAGAGCUGCAGGACACCAAGCUUCACCUGGAGGGACUACAGAGCCGCAACCACGACCUGGAGAAGAAACAGAGGAAAUUUGACCUGGAGCAGAACCAGUCUCAGGCUGAGGUACAAAGAGAAAGGAGCCAGAGGGAGAAGUUGGCUCGAGAGAAAGACAUAAUGACCGCUGAGAUGUUUAACCUCCGGCAGCAGCUGCAGGACAAGGACAGUGAAUUGUGCACCACAAAUAUGAAGUUGCAGCAGCUGGAGGCCGAGCUGCAGGAUCUGUCCUCCCAGGAGUCCAAGGAUGAAGCCUCUCUGGCCAAGGUCAAGAAGCAGCUUCGUGACCUUGAGGCCAAGGUGAAAGACCAGGAGGAGGAGCUGGACGAACAGGCUGGAACUAUCCAGAUGCUGGAGCAGGCAAAGCUGCGUCUUGAGAUGGAGAUGGAGAGACAGCGGCAAACACACUCUAAAGAGAUUGAGAGUAAGGAUGAAGAUGUGGAGGAAAUCAGGCACUCCUGCAGCAAGAAGCUGAAACAGAUGGAGGUGCAGCUGGAGGAGGAGUAUGAAGACAAGCAGAAAGUGUUGCGUGAGAGAAGAGAGCUGGAGUCCAGACUGCUCAAUGCCCAGGACCAGGUGAGCCAGAGAGACGUGGAGACAGAAAAGAGGCUGAAGAAAGACCUGAAGAGAACCAAAGUCCUUCUGGCUGAUGCACAGAUUAUGCUGGACCACCUGAAGAGCAACGCCCCCAGCAAGAGAGAGAUCGCCCAGCUCAAAAAUCAACUGGAGGAGUCAGAGUUCACCUGCGCCGCAGCAGUGAAAGCUCGAAAGAGCAUGGAGCUUGAAAUAGAGGACUUGCAUAUCCAAAUGGAGGACGUGGUCAAAGCCAAGAUGUCGUCGGAGGAGCAGAUCAGCCGUCUGCAGAGAGAGAAGAAUGACCUGCAGUCUCGUAUGGAGGAGGAUCAGGAGGACAUGAAUGAGCUGAUGAAAAAACACAAGGCUGCAGUCGCCCAGUCCGCCAGGGACUUGAGCCAGAUCACUGACCUGCAGACCCAGCUGGAAGAGGCCACAAAGGAGAAGCAGGAGAUCCAAGAAAAGCUUCAUUCGCUGCAGAGCCAGCUCGAGUUCCAAGAGCAGUCCAUGGUGGAGAAGUCUCUCGUGAGCCGUCAGGAGGCCAAGAUCCGUGAACUGGAGACCAAGCUGGAGUAUGAGAGGACACAGAUCAAACGCUUGGAGAGCCUGGUGGGUCGUCUGAAGGAGAAUCUGGAGAAGAUGACGGAGGAGAGAAACCAGCGCAUCACUGCAGAAAACAGGGAGAAGGAGCAGAAUAAGCGAAUACAGAGGCAGAUAAGGGACAUGAAGGAAGAGAUGGCGGAGCUGUCCAAGAAGGAGGGCGAGGCGAGCCGGAAGAAGCACGAGCUGGAAAUGGACAUCGAGAGCUUAGAGGCGGCAAAUCAGAGCUUACAAGUGGACCUUAAGCUGGCCUUCAAGAGGAUAGGUGACCUGCAGGCUGCUAUCGAGGACGAGAUGGAGAGCGAUGACAACGACGACUUAAUCAACAGUUUGCAAGACAUGGUGACAAAAUAUCAGAAAAGAAAAAACAAAACUGGGGACGAGACAGAAACAGAUUCCGAGGUGGAAGACCGCGUGGAUGGCGUUAAGUCGUGGCUCUCGAAGAACAAAGGCUCCACCAAGACCCAGUUGGAUGAGGGAAGCCUGAAGAGCACCAGAUAUUCAGCAAAUGCAGAUGCCAAGGAGGUGAAGGAAGGUAAGGAGAAGAUGACUGACAUCAGCAAAGAUGGGAAAGAAGUAGAGCAGAGCAGAUCAGUGUCUGUCAUGAGUUCCCUAAGCUACAGGAAGCGUUCCAACCUGAAAGACUCCAUCGGUGGGACGGGCGAUGAGAGCUCCCUGUUUAGCACGCUCAAAGAACAGACAGACACGCCAGACCACACCUCAAUUCGUAAAGCCAAGUCCAAGUCUGGAGAGCUCCAGGAGGACUGGAAGAAGAGCCAGGCGCAGGAAGACUUGGACGACAAAGGCUCCGUCAUCUCCAUGGCCUAUUCUGAGGCUACCAGCAGAGCCAGGAAGGGCCUGGAGUCACGCUGGACCUCCCGCAGCAGCCCUGAAUUUGAUAAGGAGUCCAUGGUGUCAUCAGUGGCUCCCAGCAGGAUGUCCACCAGGAGGGGCAUGUUGGACAUGGAUGACGACAAUAAAUCAACUAUCAGCAGUGUGAGCCGCUCGAGUCCACGGUCGCUGCACCGCAGCACUUCUUGGAAAGACGACAGACGCAGCAGCUCACGCUUGUCCCUCGCCCGCAGCUGUGGCCUCAGUGAAUUUGGCCUGCAUGUAGAUGAUGACGAUGAUGAUGGCCAGAGUGUAACUUUUAGUGAAGGGGGAACUUCCUCUUUUAGUCCCCGCUCCCUGAGUCGCAGCUUUUCUACCCCAGCUCAACCCCGCUCCUCAGACUCCAACCCGGCAGAUACAUCUGAUAUUAAAACGGUCACGCACCGCAAUUACUUAGAUCCUGACUUGGAGGCUGCGAUCAAUGAGGUGCUGAGCUUCAAGCCCAUUAAAUUCAAGCGCAGCAAACUUGAUGAGUCUAGUGGUGAUGAAGAGGAUGACAAGAAGGUGCCAGGGAGUGAGGACGGUAGGAAGAAGGGGGGCGACGAGGGGCUUGGCUGCAGCACGUCCAGCCUGCGGCGCUCUGCAUCUGGCUCUGCUCUGGACUACAGUAGUCGGUCAUCCAGUACCCUGAGCACCAGCAGCUCCCGCAGUCGCAAAGAUAAAAAAAGCAAAGUCUCUCCAUCAGACUCGUCCUCCUCCUCCUCCUCCUCAGACGAUCGUCACAGCAGAAAGAGCUCAAGGAGGAAGAAAAGCAAGAAGUCCAAGAAGAGAUCUAGUAAGAAACAAAGUGAGUCUGAGGAUUCGUCUUCCUCCUCCGAGUCAUCAGAGUCUUCCUCCUCUGGCUCAACCAUCUCCUACCGCAGCUCCAGCAGUGUUAAAAGGGCACCGAAACGCCCAUCUGAUGAUGAGAAGGAGCUCGCAAGUCGUGGGCCAUCAGGCAAGAAGGAAACCAAGAAGAAGCAGAAGAAGAUGGACAGCGUGGUGAUGAAGUACCUGUACAGGCCUGACAGUGACUGAUGCAGCAGGAGAAGCCCUCCUGUGUACCGGAGACACCUGAGUGUUGGCAGGUCUGAUGAGGAGGACGAGGUGGACAGAGACUCCCGCAGGCAGCCGCUGACGGCGAGCGACGGCGAAGGCUUAUUGGCAGAAAGCACGUCGUAACCCAACGU
This is a messenger RNA of Seriola aureovittata, 8066 nucleotides long. RefSeq names its product unconventional myosin-XVIIIa-like. The transcript has 44 exons. The record is from RefSeq and is a predicted model, not a curated record. Lineage: Eukaryota; Metazoa; Chordata; Actinopteri; Carangiformes; Carangidae. Gene Ontology annotation, molecular function: protein binding; cytoskeletal motor activity; ATP binding. Gene Ontology annotation, cellular component: myosin complex. Bases 628 to 7914 code for a protein of 2428 amino acids.